CUGUGCCCACAGCUCUGUCGAAGAUGCACUGGUCACCAGAGCAUGCCCAGUCCCUGAACCAGUGGCCGGAGCAGCACCUGGACGUUUCCUCCACCACCUCGUCCCCAGCCCACAAGUCGGAGCUGUACCCCAGCAGCCGCCAGCGCUUCAACUACGCCUGGGCCAACGAUGACAUCUCGGCUCUCACGGCCUCCAACCUGCUCAAGAGGUACGCCGAGAAGUACUCGGGGGUGCUGGACGCGCCCUACGAGCGGCCCCCGCUCGGCGCCUACGGGGACGGCGCCUUCGGCCCCGUGAACGGCCAGAAGGGGGACGGGGAGCCCUGGCCGGGGGCGCACGGCUCGGACGGCGCCUUCCCGCUGGCCCCGAUCCACGAUGGGCUGGCGGCCACCAAGGCAGCGGUGCCGCCGGCGGGCAGCGGGGCCGUCGGGCUGGGCGGCUCCGCGGUGGUGCCGCCCAACCUCAGCGAGCCCGUGUACGCCGGCAAUUCCUGCGGGGCGGCCGCCGCCCCGGGGGCGUCUCAGGAGUACCCCUCGGGUUACGGGGGCACCUACUUGCCCUCCGGCUACUGCGCGCAGCCCGCGGCGGCGCUGCCGCCUCCGCACCCCCAAGCCCUGCACAGCUCGGGGCUCCUGCAGCCCCCGCACGCCUCGCCCGCGCUGGUGCCGGGCUACGGCUCCUCGGGCUCCGUGUACAACUACGGCAGCGGCAGCUACGCGCCCCAGCCGGGCUACGGGGGCAUCCACCCGCCGCACCCCCCGGCCUCCUACCUGCCCUCGGGCAUCGCCGCGCCCACCCCCAUCCCGGCCCCGCCGCCCCCCGCCCGCCCCGCCUACGGCUACCAGAGCGCCGGGCUGGGCGCGCUGGCCGUGCCGCCGCUGGGCACCGAGGCGGCGGGCGCGCUGAAGAGGAAGGCGUUCGACAUCGGCGGGGAGGAUGACGGCGAGGGCAGGUACAGGAAAUACAGCUACGAGCAGCCAAAGUCUCCCUACGCCCUGCCGGACAACGGCGAGUGCCGCGGCAACGGCUUCGGCGGCGGCGGCGAGUCGCCGCAGGUGGCCUUCAAAGGGGGGAAGCGGCCAGCGGGAGCGGCGGCCGGCGACGAGCACACGGGCAAGUUCGGCGGGCAGCAGCUGAAGGCGGUGGUGUCUCCGUCCUACGGCUCCAGGGACGCUGCCCUGCGGCCGGCAGAGCCCUUCGGCAAGUUCAGCCCGCCGCUGGCCAACGGCGAGCGCGCCGCCGAGCCCGGGGCCGCCUUCCCGCUGCGGCCGCCGCCCAAGGCCGUGGGGUUCCUGGAGGAGCAGCCCAAGAACGUGGACCCGCUGCUGCUGGAGCUGGUGAACACCAAGGUGGUGGAGCGCGGGCCGCCGGUGCAGUGGUCGGACAUCGCCGGGCAGGGCUCGGUGAAGGCGGCCAUCGAGGAGGAGCUGCUGUGGCCCAUCCUGCGGCCCGGCUCCUACGGCGGCGCCGGGCACCCGCUGCGGACCCUGCUGCUCUUCGGGCCCCGCGGCACCGGCAAGACGCUGCUGAGCCGCUGCAUCUCCACCCAGCUGGGCUCCACGCUGCUGCGGCUCAGCGGCACCACCCUGCUCUCCACCUGGAAGGCCGAAGCCGAGAAGAUCCUGCAGACCGUGUUCCUGGUGGCCAACUGCCGCCAGCCCUCCGUGGUGCUCAUCACCGAGGCCGAGUCCCUGCUGGCGGCGCGGGCGGGCGAGGACGGCGGCCAGCUGGGCAACCUCAAAUCUCAGCUCCUCUCUUACCUGGACGACGUGGCCGCCUCGUCGGAGCAGAACGUGGUGGUGAUCGGCACCACGGCGCGGCCGGGCAGCAUGGACGAGGCGGCGCACCGGCGCUUCGGCACCCGGCUGUACAUCGCGCCGCCCGACGGCGGCACCCGCCGCCUGCUGCUGCGCCAGGCGCUGGCCCGGCACGGCUGCAGCCUGGGCGAGCGAGAGCUGGCGGCGCUGGCCCAGCGCACCGAGAGCUUCUCGGUGGCCGAGCUGCUGCGGCUGUGCCAGCAGGCGGGGGCGGCGCGCCGGGCGCUGCCGGGACCCCCCGGCCCCUUCCAGGAGCUGGAGAAGGCGCUGUGCAAGGUCGGCCCCGCCGCCUCCCAGAAGGAGCUGGACUUGUUCCUGGAGUGGGAUAAGAUGUACGGCACCAGGCACUGA
Messenger RNA from Oenanthe melanoleuca, 2168 nucleotides. It is a transcript of the gene FIGNL2, whose product is annotated as fidgetin like 2. The transcript has a single exon. NCBI's taxonomy places the organism in Eukaryota, Metazoa, Chordata, Aves, Passeriformes, Muscicapidae. The record is from RefSeq and is a predicted model, not a curated record. Bases 24 to 2168 code for a protein of 714 amino acids. Gene Ontology annotation, molecular function: ATP binding; ATP hydrolysis activity; microtubule severing ATPase activity.